AUGGCGGACAUCAAAGCCCCGGAGCCGGCGAGCACCUUGGCUGUGCCUGGCGCUCGCCAGCAGAACGGCGCCGUCUCGUCCCCUUCUAGCGUCAGCGGCCUGAGCCUCGUCGACGACAAAGAUGCCGGAAGCGUCUUCGAGAAAGCCUCCCGCUCCGACGUCGAGGCCGACGCCCAAGGAGAGCAGCUGGAGCCCGUCGUCAGCGCCGAACACCCCACCGGCCUGAAGCUGUUCAUCAUCGUCGUCGCCGUCGUCUGCAGCAUCUUCUUGGUUGCCCUGGACAUGACCAUCGUCGCCACCGCCAUCCCCAAGAUCACGGAUGAGUUCCGCAGCCUCGAUCAGGUCGGCUGGUACGGCAGUGCCUUCUUCCUCACCCUGGGUGCCUUUCAGUCCACGUGGGGGAAGGCUUACAAGUACUUCCCCCUUAAGAUCAGCUUCUUGGCCUCUAUCUUCAUCUUUGAGCUUGGCAGUCUGAUUUGCGGAGUGGCACAGAACAGCACCACUCUAAUUGUAGGUAGAGCGAUCGCGGGUGCAGGCGGGGCCGGCAUCGCUGCGGGUGCCUACACGAUACUUGCUUUCACUGCACCUCCUGGCCAGACUGCUGCCUACACUGGCAUCCUGGGUGCUGUCUAUGCUGUCGCCAGUGUCGUUGGUCCCCUCCUUGGUGGUGCGUUCACGGACGAGGUGUCGUGGCGAUGGUGUUUUUAUAUCAACCUCCCCAUCGGUGGCCUCGCUGCCCUCAUCAUCCUCAUCUGGUUUCAAACGCCGAAAAACGCAAAGCCCGUAGAAGCUUCUCUCUCGGAGAAGCUCUAUCAGAUGGACCCUCUCGGCACUUUCGUCCUCCUUGCCGCUUUCAUCUGCCUCAUCCUCGCGCUCCAGUGGGGUGGUACCACCAAGUCCUGGAGUGACCCCGAGGUCAUUGGGACGCUUGUAGGCUUCGGCGUGCUCAUCGUCAUCUUCAUCGCCGUCGAGAUCUGGCUGGAUGACCGCGCCCUACUGGUGCCGCGUCUGAUGAGGCAGAAGACCAUCGCCUUCCUCUCCCUCUACCAAUUCUUCGGCUCGGGCACCUUCAUGCUUUUGCUAUACUACCUACCCAUAUACUUUCAGGUAGUCUCCGGUGUCUCCGCCGCGCAGUCGGGCGUGCGCAACAUCCCGUACAUCCUCGGCAUCGCCCUCUUCACUAUAUUUUCAGGCGGCACAAUCACCAUGACGGGCCACUACCUGCCGCUCCUAGCCGUAGGUAGUGUGAUGGCCGCCAUAGGCAGUGGCCUCAUCUACACGCUCGACGUCGGCUCGCCUUCGUCGCACUGGAUCGGCUACCAGGCCUUGGCCGGCAUCGGCAGCGGGCUGGGCAUCCAGGUGGGCGUCAUUGUCUCGCAGGCCAUCGUACCCGCCGUCGACGUCAGCUCCGUCACCGCCAUCAUCCUCUUCUGGCAGACGCUCGCGGGCGCCAUCUUCGUCAGCGCCGCUCAGUCGCUCUUCGCCAACCGCCUCGUGCGCUCCGUGCCCCGCGAGGUGCCCGGCCUCAAUCCAGGCCUUGUCAUCGCCACCGGGGCUACUGAGCUGCGCGACGUCUUUGGCGAGGACCAGAUCACCGGCGUCGUCCGUGCCUAUAUGGACGGCCUGAAGGAUGCCUACGCCCUUGAUAUCGCCCUGGCCGGCUGCUCGGUGUUGGUCGCCUUGACGAUGCUGGUGUUUGAUUACAGAAAGGUCAAGAAAGGCAUGCCUGGAGCGGGUGGCGCAUGA
Molecule: messenger RNA, 1746 nt
Organism: Diplodia corticola
Lineage: Eukaryota; Fungi; Ascomycota; Dothideomycetes; Botryosphaeriales; Botryosphaeriaceae
Product: major facilitator superfamily transporter
Exons: 3
Coding region: 1-1746 (581 amino acids)
Biological process (GO): transmembrane transport
Molecular function (GO): transmembrane transporter activity
Source: RefSeq, a predicted model, not a curated record